GUAACUACUGACUGUCUUUAUGUAGAUAUCAGAAGAAGACGACGAAGAAAUGACAAAUUUUAUCAACGAUCUUCAAUCUCUUAUUGAGCCCGGCUCUAGCGUAAUAAGAUUAAUAGGAGAAGAAUUCUUUUGGUUAAAAAAGACAGCUGAUCAGAUCGAUUAUUUUGCAUAUCCUGGUUCAUUAACUACGGAGCCUUACGCUGAAAGUGUCACGUGGAUUGCAUUCACAAUACCAUUUAAAAUAUCGAGAAAACAAUUGGCCAAAUUCCGAAAUUUGCGUUCUCAUGAUAGUGGUGUAUUAAUAAAUAAAAAUGAUAGAGAAUUACAAGAAUUUAAUAAUCGGCCUAUUGUUUAUGUUUGAAUUGAAGUAUUAUUAUAUAAUUAAAAUAUUAUUAUGUUUAUAAAGAUAAUUAAUUUAAUGAAAAUUAUGUAAAUGCAGAGUAUAUAUUCAAUUUACAAUGUAAUAAAAUGUUAAAAAUAGACAUAUUGUGUAACUACAAAUUGGAGGGUUGAAGUUUGUUAAAUUCCAUUGCAAUUUGUACAGUUUAAACCAAGUAUUUUUAUUUCUAGGAAUUUAUAAUUGAUUGUGUUGCGUAUAUGAACUAUUGUGAUC
This is a messenger RNA of Daktulosphaira vitifoliae (grape phylloxera), 613 nucleotides long. RefSeq names its product carbonic anhydrase 5A, mitochondrial-like. Gene Ontology annotation, cellular component: cytoplasm. Gene Ontology annotation, molecular function: carbonate dehydratase activity; zinc ion binding. The transcript has 2 exons. NCBI's taxonomy places the organism in Eukaryota, Metazoa, Arthropoda, Insecta, Hemiptera, Phylloxeridae. The record is from RefSeq and is a predicted model, not a curated record. The coding region runs from base 50 to 361 and encodes 103 amino acids.